Molecule: messenger RNA, 1701 nt
Organism: Sorex fumeus (smoky shrew)
Lineage: Eukaryota; Metazoa; Chordata; Mammalia; Eulipotyphla; Soricidae
Gene: SLC29A4
Product: solute carrier family 29 member 4
Exons: 11
Coding region: 145-1692 (515 amino acids)
Biological process (GO): nucleoside transmembrane transport
Cellular component (GO): plasma membrane
Molecular function (GO): nucleoside transmembrane transporter activity; monoamine transmembrane transporter activity
Source: RefSeq, a predicted model, not a curated record
GGAGAGGAGGCGGAGCGCGCCUGGCAGGGCCCCCCAGGGCUGUGCUCGCUGCAGCCGCGGCGCCCCCGGACUCGCUCGACCCGGGCGGCGGCCGCGGGACCCACGGAGGAGACGGCGGCGGCGCAGACUCCGGCGUGGACUGUCAUGGGCUCCGCGGGGAGUCAGCGCCUCAAAGAGCCCACCAUGGCGGGCACCCCUGAAGGCAGCACCGUGACCAGCUUCAGCAUCGACAGCGACCAGCCUGAGGCAGGGGCAAGAGGUGCCCCGCUUUUCUCCGACUCUGACUCUGAUGCGCCAGUGCCCGGAGACCGCUACCAUGCCAUCUACUUCGCCAUGCUGCUGGCCGGCGCGGGCUUCCUGCUGCCCUAUAACAGCUUCAUCACGGACGUGGACUACCUGCACCACAAGUACCCAGGGACCUCCAUCGUGUUUGACAUGAGCCUGACCUACAUCCUGGUGGCGCUGGUGGCUGUGCUGUUCAACAACGCGCUGGUGGAGCGCCUGAGCCCGCACACCCGGAUCACCGCGGGCUACCUCCUUGCCUUGGGACCCCUCCUCUUCAUCAGCAUCUGUGAUGUGUGGUUGCAGCUCUUCUCUCGGGACCAGGCCUACGCCAUCAACCUGGCCGCGGUGGGCACCGUGGCCUUCGGCUGCACAGUGCAGCAGUCCAGCUUCUAUGGCUACACCGGCAUGCUGCCCAAGAGGUACACGCAGGGGGUGAUGACGGGGGAGAGCACGGCGGGCGUGAUGGUGUCGCUGAGCCGCAUCCUCACGAAGCUGCUGCUGCCCGACGAGCGCGCGGGGACGCUCAUCUUCUUCCUGCUGUCGGCGGCGCUGGAGCUGCUGUGCUUCCUGCUGCACCUGCUGGUGCGCCGCAGCCGCUUCGUGCGCUCCCACACGGCGCGCCCGCGCCCGCGCCCCGCCCGGCCCGGCUACCGCGCGCACCACGACGUGGCGGCGGGCGACGUGCGCUUCCUGGAGCACCAAGGCGCAGCCCUGGACGGCGGCGGGUCCCCGAAGGACAGUCCAGUCCACGAGCUGCCCCGCGGCGGAGCGGGCGCCUACACGCGCUUUGACGUGCUCCGGCCCCGGGCGCGGCGGAGCUGGCCGUCCUGCAGAGCCCUGCUGCUGCACCGCUACGCCGUGGCGCGUGUCAUCUGGGCCGACAUGCUGUCCAUCGCCGUGACCUACUUCAUCACGCUGUGCCUGUUCCCGGGUCUCGAAUCCGAGAUCCGACACUGCGUCCUGGGCGAGUGGCUGCCCAUCCUCAUCAUGGCCGUGUUCAACCUCUCGGACUUCGUGGGCAAGAUCCUGGCAGCCCUGCCCGUGGACUGGCGAGGCACGCACCUGCUGGCCUGCUCCUGCCUGCGCGUGGUCUUCAUCCCCCUCUUCAUCCUCUGCGUGUACCCCAGUGGCGCGCCCGCCCUCCGCCAUCCGGCCUGGCCCUGCAUCUUCUCACUGCUCAUGGGCAUCAGUAACGGCUACUUUGGCAGCGUGCCCAUGAUCCUGGCCGCCGGCAAAGUGAGCCCCAAGCAGCGGGAGUUGGCAGGGAACACCAUGACCGUGUCGUACAUGACGGGGCUCACGCUGGGCUCCGCCGUGGCCUACUUCACCUACAGCCUCACCCGGGACGCCCCCAGCGACUGCUCCUUCCCUACCACCUCCAACACCUCUGUCCUCAUCGGCCUCUGAGCCCCGACU